AUGAACGCUCAUUCGCCGAUCGAAGCGGGUAGCGAGUCGCAGGGUGUGGAGACCCAAACACGCCUAGACACCGUCACCGUUUCAACUCCGAUCAAUUCCCCGUCUUAUGUGUCGGCAUUCCAGACGCCAGCACAGUACUUGGAUGAUCUCAGUUCCCAAUACUUCAUGGCAGAGGAAGCAGGGGGACACCCCCCUCGCGAGAUCGAGGACCCUGAAUUUACCAUGACCUCGGCGCAACUAGACCUUGAUGACCACAGCUUUACUCCUUCUAUGAUUGACCACGACCAGAGCAGUCUAUUCCCUUUAUCCAGCGAGAAUGGCGACCACGAACGCGCCAACAAUCAGACUCUCAUUGAGGAGCACGAAAUGCGCCGCAAGCUGAUGGACAUCGAGUCGAGUUUUCUCCCAGAGCCCUCGACAAUUGAUGUCGCCGCGAAAGGCCCUACAGCUGGCGCGGAUGACACGUACCUGGUUGGUGUCCCGAAAGAUCACGACAUCUCGCAGAACGAUUCUUCACAGCUCUCGUUCCGUGAACCGACCCAAGCACACCACACGCAGGAUCAGGAGAAUGUCGGAAAGGACGAACCAAAGAUAGACGACGAGUCGGCACCUACUGGCCCUAAGGAACCCGGACAAGAGCAGGAGCAGGAGCAGGAACAACAUGGCGAUAGUAUGGUUGAUUCACGCACCUCGUCGCCCUCCGCCGCAGCAGCCCUCCGCCGUAACCAGUCUACAUUGUCCGAAAAUGCGCCGGACAACAGCCAGUUCUCUCAAGACGAGCGCCCCUUCAGAUCGGAAUUCUCUAUGGCUGGAAACGAAUCGCAACUCACACCCUCCAAGCUUAGAAACACUGACCGAAGCUUGUCGCCCGGCGCGUCGCGAUUGUUUAGUGACCAGAGCGGUAGUAGUCGCAGGGCCAGUCGGCCCAAAUAUCUGACUAGCCGCCAAUCAGCCCAUCGCCUUUCUCACUCCUCGGUCGCGAGUAACAACACGGAAACAACAAACAGCGAUGCUACAUUGGGCGCAGACUAUGCUCUUCAAACUGGAGGUGCAGUCCCCGAAAACUGGGGUGGCCUCCACGCUCCAAGUCGGGCUCAUAUGGCAAGGACUACUAGCCUUGGAAGCAUGGCAUCGGGUGUUUCUGGAUAUAGUGAAGAGAACUCCGUCGAGAAGCGCAAUACAAGUGGUCCAACAGAUAAAGGCCUUCAUACAUUGGAGGAGGAGAGCUCGCCACGAUCUCGAGCUGGCUCCCCGCAACAAGCCAACUACGAUGAUGUGUCUGCACCGGUGACGCCAAAGGCGAAACCACAAGACAGCAAUCCUCCUACGGAUACAGCAAUUGCAGAGCGCGUCAAAGGUAUUCAAAUUCCUACUAGCUUUGCGCAGCGGUUCCGGGAAGACUUCCAGCCGUCUCCUGAGAAGAGACCUGGUGCUUCAACCCCGGCAUUUGGCAAAAGUGGCCGGACUUUGACUCUCAAGGAGCAGAGCAGCACCAUUGACAGACUCUCAAAGGAUAACUUUGACCUGAAAAUGCGAGUCCAUUUCCUCAAUGAGGCGCUGAACAGACGCUCCGAGGAAGGUAUUAAAGAGAUGAUCGGGGAGAAUGUUGAGCUUAAGUCGGACAAGGUCAAACUUCAAAAGGAUAACCAAAGCUUGAAGCGCAAGAUCCGGGACUUGGAAAAGCAAGUCAAGGAGCAGCAGUCAGACAAGGAAUCUAUGGUCAACCAUGACCCCGAUGGGUCAGAGGACGGCGAUCGUGAUUCAGCGCAAGAUGGGGAGAUUGUCUUCCUGCGUGAGCGUGUUGAAACUUUUGAGCUCGAGAUUGAGCGCAUGAGGUCAGAAAGCAUUGCGAGAGAAAGUGAGAAGCGACGAUUGGCUGAGAUGGUCAAGUCACUCAGCGAGAACCGCACUGGCGAGUCUGAUGCCGGUGCGAGGGAAGAGCGAGACAUGUGGAAGGACAUGCUCGACGCAGAAACCUCCGCGCGUGAGCAGGCUGAGGAUGAGAAUCGGAGACUUCGUGAUGAGUCGAUCCGUCUGCGGAGUGAGAUGUACUCGACUGCCAAGUCUGGUCAGCAUCAAAGUGAGGUCUCAUACUUCUCUGACAGAGAUGGCAACCGCGUUCCGGCUACCAGCAGCACACUUAUUGUGGAGCUUGGCCUCUUGAAACAGGAGAACGCGGAGCUGAGAAAGGAGGUCAGCGCUCAAACUUCAAUGCUCACAUCUCGCAACCGCGAGAAGGAACGUCUCUACCAGGAGAUUGAGGAGUUGAAAAUGGGUCAGCGUCGCGACACUGGCCGAUCAGUGGCCGGCGACAGUAUCUUUGAUCGCUCCGCCUCACGCGCCCAUAUCCGACCAUCGUCUCAGGCUAGCGACGGAGGCUUGUCUCGCAGCGACCUAGACCGUGAUGAGCUCGAAGCCCGGAACGGACAUCUGCGGGACCAAGUCUCAACCCUCAAACUCGAUAACCAAGCCCUGCGAGCCCAGGUCGAGGAAUAUUCCGGAGAACUGGAGGCUCUUGACAAGGCAUAUCAGGCAGAUGUAGAUCAAGCCGAGGAAGAGAUUCUAGGCCUCACCCAGGAACGAGACCACGCCAUGCAAAUCGCAGAUGAGCGGGAUGCUGCCUUCCAGGACCUGCGAGCUGAGGCGCAGGAUGAGUUAGAUAAUCUCGGAGACGAGCUUGAUCAAAAGAUCAUGGAGUGCCAGCGCAUGAAUGAGGACCUAAGAAACCAGGAUGAAAGUCUCAAGGUCUUGCAAGCGGAAAUGCGUUCUGCCAGCGAGGGUAUCAUCCGUCUCGAGGAAGAUGCGCAGAACAACUUGGCGGCAUACAAGUCCGUGCAGCAAGAGCUCGAGGAAACCAACCGCGAGAUGGAAUCUGUGGAGAAGAGUCUCUUCGAGGCCAACACCAAGGUCCAACGACUGACGGUGCAAAUCGAGUCGAGUCAGAAUGAGAUUGCUUUCCUCCGGGAAGAGCAAGAUGGCGACAAGAUCCGCAUUGGCGACCUCGAGUCGGAGCUCAAGAACUAUCACAUGAGCUUAAUGAGUGAGAGGGAGAAGAGCAGGGAGCUCGAGCAACGACUGGCCGAUGAAAGACACCAGCGAGAGGUGGUCGGAAGUAAGGAGAAGCAAGAUGUUCAGCGCAUCAUGAAUGAGCUGAACCGCGAAGCCUCUGCUGCCAAGGAGGAAGUCCGGCGAUUGAAAAAGAGUCUGUCCGCGCAGGAGAUUGAAACUUCUACCUGGCGAGAACGUCUGAUGGACCUUGAGAACAACUUGAGAGAAACUCUGGGUGAUCUUAGCGGCAGCCGAUCCAGCUUGAUCACCAACAUCAUGAAGCUGCAAAAGGAGCUCGAGUCAACUGCACUUGAGCUGGAGAGCAUACGCUCGCAGUUAGAUGAGAAGGAGACACUGCUUCGCAACCGCGACGCUCUGCUCGAAAGCCAUGGACUUGAGUCUCGCAAACUUUCGGAACUUCUGGAACGCGAACGCCAAGCACGUCGGGCAGACAAGCAGUCCUUUGAAUCAUCGCUCAAAUCUCACCAACAAGCUUCGCGCACCAUUACACAGAACAACUCCCGCAUCACAGAUCUGGAGAAUGCUCGUACUCAGGACCGCAAGCGAUAUGCAUCGUUGGAGCAGCAAUUCAAGGACCAACUUAACGAGCGCAAUACCAUGUUCCUCACUAUCUGGAAGAGAAUGUCUGGGCUUUGCGGGCCAGACUGGGCGCACUCCAACAGUCUUAUCAAUGGCAAUCUUCCCAGCCAAGAGGUCAUUGGUAACAUCCUUUUCUGGCCUGGCUUCAGCCGCAACUUGUUGCUUGCGAUGAAGACCGUCGAGGCUGUGAUUGCUGGAUUCAAGAGCCGUAUCAAGUCCGUUGACCACGAGAUGACCAAGCGCUACCACACUCUGGAGCAGUCGUAUAAUGGACGGAUCCGCAAGCUCGAGCGUAUUGAAGAGGCAGUCAAAAAUAUGCGAACCAGCCGUGGCCAGUCGGGCUCCUCGCCAGAGAUCUCCAAGCUGCGUGGUGAGAACCGACUCCUGAAAGCCGAACUCAACCUGAUUCAAACCAAUUCACGCGGACAUGCAUCUGCCGCUGCGUCUGCAGUGAUGGGAUCAGGACCCCAGUCCCCAUCCCUAGCGUCAACAGCAGAUGCGGAACGCACUUUGGCUCGUCAAAACUCCUCAGCCAGUGACAGACCUCGUCCAGAGAGGACUCUUACUCGCAGUGCUACGGGUCUUCCACAGCCCUCUCACUCCUCGUCCAGUAGCACGUUGACCAACAAUGCUGGAGCAAUGGUCCAUCGCACGCGCAGCUCGCAAGGCGGAUGGGAUACUAGUGAUGAGAAAUGGGUUCACCGUCUUCAUGAAUUGGAGAAGCGACUGAAAUCCGAACGUGAAGGUCGUCUCCUGGACCGCAGUGGCGCUCGCAAGCGACUCGAGGAGCGUGAUGCCGAGAACCAAAAGCUUCGAGACCAGCUCAGCCGGGAACGCACACGGCGUGGUCCUUCAGGACCUGUUCCUGCUGGUGGCAAUCGUCGGCCCCCUACCUCGGAUGAAGCGCCUAGCUCCAGUGAAGGAGAGGGCAUCACGGUAGACAUCGAGGUCUGA
Penicillium canescens is the source of this 4602-nucleotide messenger RNA. RefSeq names its product putative anucleate primary sterigmata (ApsB). The transcript is spliced from 3 exons. The record is from RefSeq and is a predicted model, not a curated record. Gene Ontology annotation, cellular component: microtubule organizing center. NCBI's taxonomy places the organism in Eukaryota, Fungi, Ascomycota, Eurotiomycetes, Eurotiales, Aspergillaceae. The coding region runs from base 1 to 4602 and encodes 1533 amino acids.